CCCGGUGCCGGCGGGGAGCCCGGCCCCGGCGUGCUGGGCUCUGCCGCUCAUCUUGCUCCCCGCUCUCCCGAGCCGGCAGCAGAGUUGCGCAGCUCCCGCCGAGCGGCCGGGACGGGACGUGUCGAGAGCUCGGCGGGGCUCAGGGCUUGCGAGGCGAGGCGAGGCUGGACGGCCGGGGCAGGGGCCGAGGCCGCCCGGCGCUGGCGGCGGGGGGCGGCGGGGGCCCGGCGCGGCGCGGUGCCGCCGGGGCCCGGCGCAUGGCGGCGGCGGCGGCGGGGGGCAUCGCCACUCUGCCCGACGACGGCGGCAGCGGCGCCUUUCCCCCGGGGCACUUCAAGGACCCCAAGCGCCUGUACUGUAAGAACGGCGGCUUCUUCCUGCGCAUCAACCCCGACGGGAAGGUGGACGGCGUCCGCGAGAAGAGCGACCCGCACAUCAAGCUGCAGCUUCAGGCGGAGGAACGAGGUGUGGUGUCCAUCAAAGGUGUCAGUGCCAAUCGCUUCCUGGCCAUGAAGGAGGAUGGCAGAUUGCUGGCCUUGAAAUACGCAACAGAAGAAUGUUUCUUUUUUGAGCGUUUGGAAUCCAAUAACUACAACACUUACCGCUCACGGAAAUACUCGGAUUGGUACGUGGCACUAAAAAGAACUGGACAGUACAAACCUGGACCAAAAACUGGACCUGGACAGAAAGCUAUCCUUUUCCUUCCCAUGUCUGCUAAAAGCUGACUUCCAUGGCAGAUUCUGAGCACCAGUGCCACACCAGCACUAAAGAUGUCGCCUUUCCUUCUCCUCUCUGAAGUAGCCAAAUAUAAGCAAUUAUUUGCUGAUAUUAUAACUACUUUUGCAGAUACCAGAUUGAAUCAUUAAUGUUUCAUACUGUUUUUACAUU
This is a messenger RNA of Parus major (Great Tit), 888 nucleotides long. It is a transcript of the gene FGF2, whose product is annotated as fibroblast growth factor 2. The coding region runs from base 258 to 725 and encodes 155 amino acids. NCBI's taxonomy places the organism in Eukaryota, Metazoa, Chordata, Aves, Passeriformes, Paridae. Gene Ontology annotation, molecular function: growth factor activity; fibroblast growth factor receptor binding. The transcript has 3 exons. The record is from RefSeq and is a predicted model, not a curated record. Gene Ontology annotation, cellular component: cytoplasm. Gene Ontology annotation, biological process: positive regulation of cell population proliferation; cell differentiation; positive regulation of gene expression.